Messenger RNA from Dendroctonus ponderosae (mountain pine beetle), 1157 nucleotides. RefSeq names its product sideroflexin-1. The transcript is spliced from 7 exons. Bases 381 to 1073 code for a protein of 230 amino acids. The record is from RefSeq and is a predicted model, not a curated record. Gene Ontology annotation, biological process: serine import into mitochondrion; monoatomic ion transport. Lineage: Eukaryota; Metazoa; Arthropoda; Insecta; Coleoptera; Curculionidae. Gene Ontology annotation, cellular component: mitochondrial inner membrane. Gene Ontology annotation, molecular function: monoatomic ion transmembrane transporter activity.
GCAUUCUGCCGCAAUCCAGAAACCCCGCCAGCAAGAAUACUCUAAAAAAUAACCGACAGUUCAGCUUCAGCUGGAAACCUUAAGAUAAACAUGCGAUAAUAACAAUCUGUGCAUAUUUUACCAAAUAAAGUCGCACAAUUAAGCAACGAGGUCAAAGGGCUAAAAAUUACGCCAAUCUGGCAUCAUUCAAGUGAUGUUUAUGGGGCAAAAUUAAGUAGUAUCAAACAAUAAGUGUAAUAAGUAAUAAUAAGUAAUAAUAACAAAACACACAAGUGUAGUGUUGGUCAGGGGCUCCAGUGUCAGGUCAGUUAUCGGCGCCAAAAUAUUACUAUAUGCUGUAGCAUUUUCUCCAAACAAACUUCAGGUAUUUGCGGGCGAAAAUGUGCGAAAGCAAAUUGCAAUCGGACUGCGCUUGUGUGACCAGCAAAAAAAUCAACUUGGAUGAGCCGCGCUAUGAUCAAGAGUUCUAUUUGGGGCGGGCAAAGCACUUCUUCCAAACCACCAAUCCCCGCAACUUGUUCGUGAGCAGUCGAAAACUCGACGAAGCCAAAUGCUUGAUUCAAUCAUACAAAUGCGGCGAAAAGUUGCCAAGUGGAACCGGUGAAGAGGAUUUGUGGCGCGCCAAAAUCCUUUACGACUCUGCCUUUCAUCCCGACACUGGAGAAAAGAUGGUGUUGCUGGGACGAAUGUCUGCUAAAGUUCCAAUGCAUAUACUCAUAACAGGCGGAAUGAUCACAUUCUACAAAACAGCGCCAGCAGUGGUUUUCUGGCAAUGGCUCAACCAGUCCUUCAACGCCCUGGUCAAUUACACUAACAGAAGUGGCGACAUCGUCCAAACAGACAAACAGAUUCUUACCUCUUACGCAUUUGCCACCUCAGGAGCGGUGGGCACAGCACUAGGGCUGAACGCUUUAGUUAAAAAUUGCGAGAAGCCAAUGAAUGAUUUUUGUGCUGCAGAAGAUGCCGCCCUUGGUGGGACGUCUGGUGCCUUUUGCAGCAGUGGCAGCCGCCAAUUGUAUCAAUAUUCCCAUGAUGCGAGCUCAGGAGCUAAAACACGGCACCCCAGUCUUUGAUGCAAAUGGCAAUAAAUUGGGCUAUUCUACAGUGGCGGCGCAGUACGGCAUUGGGCAGGUCAUCCUGAGCAGGAUCGCCAUGGC